Miscanthus lutarioriparius is the source of this 1008-nucleotide messenger RNA. The record is from the annotation of a GenBank genome assembly. Lineage: Eukaryota; Viridiplantae; Streptophyta; Magnoliopsida; Poales; Poaceae.
AUGCAAGGGGAGGAUCGCGUGGUACCGGUGUACGCGUCGGGCACUCAGGUUCUCCGAAAGCUACAAGAGAAAUCGGAAUCCACCAAACAAGGUUACCCAGCAAUGUACUCCAGUGUCGUUGGCGGCAUCAUACUUGAUCCAUCGAUGAUGGUGAUCCCGAUUGACGAUCACAUGGUUCACAGAGGACAUGGCGUUUUCGACACUGCUACCAUUUCUGAUGGCUACUUGUACGAACUGGAUUCUCACCUGGACCGGCUCCUCGUUUCUGCAUCGAAAGCAAAGAUCGAUCCGCCAUUCCCCCGCAAGACACUGCGCGACAUACUGCUCCAGAUGACGGCAGCCUCCGGAUGCAAGAACGGCUCAAUCAAGUACUGGCUGAGUGCCGGCCCCGGCGACUUCCUGCUGUCGCCAAAGGGCUGCACGGGGUCCACGUUCUACGCCAUCGUCGCCACCGCCGCCGCCAGGCCCGCCACCGCCACCGGCUCUCGGCACAAGGAUGGCGUCAAGGCCAUCACGGCCACCGUGCCCAUGAAGCAUCCAUUUUUCGCGGGCAUAAAGAGCGUCAACUACCUCCCGAACGCACUGGCCAUUGCGGAAGCCGAAGAGCGAGGCGCGUUCGCCUCGGUCUGGGUCGACGAGGACGGGUACGUCGCUGAGGGCCCGACGAUGAACGUCGCGUUCGUCACCACGGGCGGGGACCUGGUGCUGCCGGCGUUCGACAGGAUCCUCAGCGGGUGCACGGCGAAGCGGAUCCUCGCGUUGGCGCCCGAGCUGGUUGGAGCCGGCCUUCUGAGGAGUGUCCGGGACGCAAGGAUUUCUGCCGAUGAGGCGAGGCAAUGCGCCGAGAUGAUGUUUCUUGGGAGCGGGCUGCCGUUGCUGCCCGUCGUCGAAUGGGACGGCCAACCAGUUGGGGAUGGAAGAGUUGGGAGAAUUAGUCUUGCCCUGUCUGAUAUGCUCCGGGACGACAUCAAGUCUGGUCCAGAUAGGAUUCCCGUUCCUUACAGUUGA